UUCAGUUCCUUCCGCGUCGUUUCUCGGCUGUUUCCGCCCAGCUCCUUUGUGCCGCGCAGAACAACGGGAUGACGCAUGCGCAGAGCCCAGCGGCCGCAUAUAUAAAUGCGAACCCGGGCUCUUCCUCGUAGUGCCGCUGGGACUGUUGGCGGGUGUGGGUCUGUGUCAGUUUUUGCGUCACUCGAGCCCUGGGCGCUGCGAGCUGAAGAGCCGAGCACGCGGGUCGGUCAUCAUGUCGCGUUACGGGCGGUACGGAGGAGAAACCAAGGUGUAUGUUGGUAACCUGGGAACUGGCGCUGGCAAAGGAGAGUUAGAAAGGGCUUUCAGUUAUUAUGGUCCUUUAAGAACUGUAUGGAUUGCGAGAAAUCCUCCAGGAUUUGCCUUUGUGGAAUUCGAAGAUCCUAGAGAUGCAGAAGAUGCAGUACGAGGACUGGAUGGAAAAGUGAUUUGUGGCUCCCGAGUGAGGGUUGAACUAUCGACAGGCAUGCCUCGGAGAUCACGUUUUGAUAGACCACCUGCCCGACGUCCCUUUGAUCCAAAUGAUAGAUGCUAUGAGUGUGGCGAAAAGGGACAUUAUGCCUAUGAUUGUCAUCGUUACAGCCGGCGAAGAAGAAGCAGGUCACGGUCUAGAUCACAUUCUCGAUCCAGAGGAAGGCGAUACUCUCGCUCACGCAGCAGGAGCAGGGGACGGAGGUCAAGGUCAGCAUCUCCUCGACGAUCAAGAUCUAUCUCUCUUCGUAGAUCAAGAUCAGCUUCACUCAGAAGAUCUAGGUCUGGUUCUAUAAAAGGAUCGAGGUAUUUCCAAUCCCCGUCGAGGUCAAGAUCAAGAUCCAGGUCUAUUUCAAGACCAAGAAGCAGCCGAUCAAAGUCCAGAUCUCCAUCUCCAAAAAGAAGUCGUUCCCCAUCAGGAAGUCCUCGCAGAAGUGCAAGUCCUGAAAGAAUGGACUGAAGCUCUCAAGUUCACCCUUUAGGGAAAAGUUAUUUUGUUUACAUUAUUAUAAGGGAUUUGUGAUGUCUGUAAAGUGUAACCUAGGAAAGAUAAUUCAACCAUCUAAUCAAAAUGGAUCUGGAUUACUACUCUGUAAAUUCACAGCAGUAAGAUAAUAUAAAUUUUUGUUGAAUGUAUUAACAUCCUAUGGUCUGAAAAUGUGGGUUUUUAUUUGGCACAUUUAAAUAAAAUGUUUCUAACUAGAUUUUUGAUUUGUGUUCAAUAUUAACACUUCUCAAUUUGAUGAAUUUCAGAGUCAGACGUUAUAAUUGUUAACCUUAUUCAUACAGACCUACAUUCAGAAUUGAAAGGUGUUGGUUAAGUCUUGAACAUCACUAACUGUUCUAUACAUAAAACUUGGCCAGGAUCUUAAGGGACUUUGAAAAUUAAAUUUUACCCUUGUAGCUUUGGGUAAGAUGACCUUGAGUCCCCUAUAAUAUAGCAUGAAUGCAUCAUGACAGAUCCUUAAGUUAGCUAAUCCGUUUGAAGUUGGUGUUAGUAGGUAUUGUCAAACUAAUGAUCAGUGGUCAGGCUAGUGGGACCGCUGAUCUGUCUGUAAAUGAGCAUGACAGGAACUAAGCAAAAGUGAUUAAAUGUAUGACAAAUAGGGAGAAACUGAUUUCUGGAUGAUCUUGAUACUAAUUGCAGCUUUCAGGCUACUACUAGGUGGCAUAGUGUCAAUUAGAACUCCCCAACAUAGGGGGAAUUCUACUCAAUGGUCUUUCGUUUCUUUGCUUUCUACAUUAGUUAUAACCAGUUUUAUACCAAAAAAAUGCAUGUUUGAGGAAUUGUCUGAAAUAAGGACAAAACACCAUGUAAACCAGCUUUGCAAAAUUUUCCAGCCCAGAUACUACUCCUGUAUUCAAAUGGAUUGUCUUAUUCUGAGCAAAGACCUGGUAAUCUUCAAGCUAGGUUUUGCAGUUCCCAACUACCAACAUUCUUCUAUUUUGCCAGGCUGGUGCAAAGUAAUUAAAGAUGUCAAUCAGAAAUGUCAAUGAGACUAAAGUGGUUUUGUAAAUCUCAGCUAUAUUUAGCAACACUCCAUGUAGCUAAUUUUUUUUUUUUGGUAGCAUCUGGUAGACCUUAGAAUGUUAUAGCCAGUAGGUUCUUUAUUCAGAAUUAAAAUAUAUUAAGAAUAGUAGGGCAGUAACAGUUACUUUUGAGAGUUUUCUGGUCAAGCUUUUACCAGGCAUUCUCUAGCCUUGGUACAAAAAAAAAAAAAAAAAAAAAAAAACCCUGCUGGUUGCACAGAUACCUAGGCUUGUCCAUUUUAUGCAUUUCAGCAAAGUCAUUGGAUACCAUUGCAACUUGGGAAUACUGGUCUGCAUCAAGUUUAUUUGGUAGUUUGAUUGCUAGUAUGUUGGAAGUUAUUUGGAUUCUUUGUUUUUGGAAUUUUGACAACUGGCUGAAUUAUGGUUGGUAUAAAGUUAUGUGUAUAAUUGACAGGCUUAUUUAUCUGUUGCACUUGGUUAGCUUUAAUUGUUCUGUAUUAUAUAAAGAUAAGUUUACUCAACAAUAAAUCUGCAGAGAUUGAACAAAUAA
Chlorocebus sabaeus (green monkey) is the source of this 2530-nucleotide messenger RNA. It is a transcript of the gene SRSF7, whose product is annotated as serine and arginine rich splicing factor 7. Gene Ontology annotation, molecular function: RNA binding; zinc ion binding. Lineage: Eukaryota; Metazoa; Chordata; Mammalia; Primates; Cercopithecidae. The record is from RefSeq and is a predicted model, not a curated record.